Molecule: messenger RNA, 3872 nt
Organism: Notolabrus celidotus (New Zealand spotty)
Lineage: Eukaryota; Metazoa; Chordata; Actinopteri; Labriformes; Labridae
Gene: nbn
Product: nibrin
Exons: 17
Coding region: 124-2664 (846 amino acids)
Biological process (GO): double-strand break repair via homologous recombination; mitotic G2 DNA damage checkpoint signaling; telomere maintenance
Cellular component (GO): Mre11 complex; nucleus
Molecular function (GO): protein binding; damaged DNA binding
Source: RefSeq, a predicted model, not a curated record
UGUUUUGACGUCACACGGUCGCGCGCUGUGUCCACCUUGUUGAUAGAAGUUGCAAAUGGACCUCUGACAUAAAACUGCUUUUUUCUGAGUCUCUGGGGACUUGAUACGAAAAAAGACAGCAAAAUGUGGAUACUGACAGCCCUGCAGAGCGAAGGUGAGACCCACUAUCUUCUCUCCGGUAAAGAAUAUGUGGUGGGACGCAAGAACUGUGACAUCCUCCUUCCCAGCGAUCAGUCCAUCAGCAGAGCUCAUGCUCACCUCUCUGCUACAGACCAGACCCUUAAUCUGAGAGAUACCUCCAAAUAUGGCACAUUUGUCAACAGCCAGCGUUUGGCUGAGAACUCAUCAGUGAACCUGACGUCAGGAGACGAAGUUACGUUUGGGGUUUUUCACAGUAAAUUCAGUGUGGAACAUUUACAGCCGGUGGUUUGUUCAUCCUGUUUGGACAAUGAUGGCAAGGCGUCAAUCUCUCAGGUGCUGUUGGCUUUGAGUGGAAAACUGGUCAACAGCUGGACCCAAGACUGCACCCACCUGGUCAUGCCCACUGCUAAAGUCACCAUCAAGACUAUAUCUGCUCUGUUGUGCUGCCGUCCCAUCGUGAAGCCCGAGUUCUUCUCAGAGCUCAACAGAGCCGCACAGCAGAAAUUACCCCCUCCGAAAGCUGAGAGUUUCCUCCCAGAGUUAGAUGAGCCCAGCUUAAACAAAGAGGAUGUCAACCUCAGAGCUAUUCCAUUUCGCAAACAGCUUUUCUCUGGAAAAACGUUCAUAUUCCUCAGUGCCAAACAGAGGAAGCGUCUGAAUGCAGCAGUGGGUUUUGGAGGGGGCAAAAGUCAGCUGUUGGAGGAGGGCCUUCUGCCCCAUGACCUGCUGCAGUCUCCUCAGAGCUGUGUGGUUGAUGUUACAACAGGCAGCUCCCAAACUCUGCUCUCUUCCUCAGCGAUUGAGUGGGCAAACUCAGUGAAGAAAAUUGUUGAAAGAAAUGGACUCAGAGUAAUAACAGAGUCUGAAAUUGGUUUGGCUGCCAUCUAUGCUUCCUGUGACAGGUACUGCAAUCCAUCCAGUGUAAUACUGGACUCAGAGUCAGCACCAAAAAUUGCACCCAAGAUUCCAAGCGCUUCGCUGUCGCAGAGUGGGGCGGUGGACGAAACCGUGUUACCUGCAGCAUCUCAGAACAUCACAGCUUAUGUAGCUAACACAGAGACAUCCCAAAGGAUGGAGCUGUAUGGAGUCACAGGGGUGACAGCAGUGGGGGAGACUCCUGAGAAGAAGCAAAGCAGUCAGAUCCAAGGACCCAAACCUGCAGCCCAGAAGAAGACUUCUCAUUAUGUUGUGGAGGACACAAUUUGCUCUGGGUCCAACACUUUGGAGAAAAAACACUCGGAGAGGAAGAGGCCUGAGUCCAAACCAACAGGUGCAGGCAAUAGUGACAUGUGGUCCCAGCCAUCCUUUCAAAGGACCAACGGUGGCACCAAGACUUUCCAACAGAAACAAUCUCCACAGAAACAGAGAGUCUCUCCACAAGUUUCCCCACAGAAACAGUCGACCCUGACCAACUUUUUUACACCAGUCAACAAGAAAAGGCCUUUGGAGGACGAGCUCUCUACUGUUAUGUCAGAGCCCAAACGACCCUUACUGGAAUCAUCCACCAGCCUCCAAAAACCUCACUCCUCUAAAGAAACGUACUCUGGGUCAGAGAGAGUCCCACCAGCAGCAUCUCAGGAGUCAGCAGCCGAUCUUUUUCUAGGACUGCCACAGGCAGAGUCAGGCAUGGUCUCCCACUCUAUCCAGGAGGAGCGGGGGAGCAGAAAGAGGAAGGAGAUGGAAGCAGCGAUACCAAUGGAUGAACUGGAGUCUAUCAUGUCUGAGGACAUGGACUGUUUUGAUGAGCAACCUUCAGUUAACAAAGGCCACCAAGCACAGAGUGUUACGCUCAGCUCAACGAAACAGAAACAAGAGUUUUAUAGUGUGGAGGCUUCCUCAUCGAGCAAGAGGCAGCGGAUCCAUGUAGAGGGAAGUGAAACAGACACAAGGCCUCAGAGAGGUCUGGAAAAAGAGUCAGGCUCUCAAAUAAAACACAGCAAAACAAUCCAAAUCAAGACAGAGCAGGUAAAUCCUUCAGAAUACAGGACAUCUUUUCAUGAGUCCAUCAAACCUCCAGAGGUGCCUCAGACGAGAACUGCCUCUACAAGUAAAGAUGUGCAGCCAUUUGAAGAUGACGAGGCAUUUGCCAAGGAUAUAGAACAGCUCACAGAAGAUGUCUGCCAGCCUAAACAAGAGAUUAAGACGCCUUUGAAACCCUCAACGAUCAAACAGGAGGUCCAUGAGGAGGCAAAGAUUGAUGAAGACCUUCCUAAGAAGCUGGUGUUGGUAGAGUUUAGAUCCCUCACUGUGACUGAACCUCCUAAAACUAAACCACAGAGGGUGCGGGACAACGGCUUCACAAAGAACUUCAAAUGUUUCCGCAAGAUGUGCGUGCCAGGUGCACAGGGCUCCCCCCACGUCAUCCGAGGGUCUGAUCUGCUGGCCCACAACAAAGGAAAGAACUCUGAUCUGGAUGAAUGGCUCAAAGAUGCAGCUGAGGAGGAGCGUCAGAACAAACAGGACGAGACUGCAGGAGAUGACCUCUUCAGGUACAACCCAAGCAAACUAGCAAAGAGACGAUGAAAUGCCUCCAUGUUGAUGUCCUGCAGAGGGAAGUCAUUGCAGAAGUCCAGGAGUAUAUCAGACUCCAUCAACACCCUUUAAAAAGAGACUUCAGAAAUAUAUUUCAUCUCUAAUGUUGAAAGAGAUAACUCUGUUGUUUUUCAGUGUUAUGUGAUUUUUGUUCGACUUCUUCACUUUCUCUCUGCAUCCGCUCCACAUGAAGUCACUGACAGCAGGAAAUGUAACAAAACAGUCUCACGUUCAGAGAUUUUCCCAAUGUUUUUAUUUGUCAAUAAUAAAAAAUGCGGCAUACAAAACAUUAAAAACUCCUCAAUUGUACAAGAGAGCUUUAAAACUCCACAUGCUGAAAGCAGCUUUUCCUUCAUUUUGAAGUUAAGACCGAAUGUGUUCCCUGGUUUUGGCUGAAUUAUAAACUAAAAGUAGGGGGUCAAGUUGCCCCUUUCCUAAAUAAUAACCAUCAGCCAUCACUACAGGCACUUUUACAGAUCUGAAGUUGCUCAGAAAAGUAGUCUUCAUGCCAGAGUAUCUCUGAUCAAGGCGCGUGCCAUCUAUGAGCUUAGAGCUUAACUCAGCAUUCAGCGUACAUUUUGCAGUCAUGGAAGAGAGGAGAGAAGCUGCUCAGUUUUCAAAGGAACAAUUAGUCACAUUUCUUUUCUGCAUUAUGGAUGGGUUUAUUUAGCUUAUUAUGUUGCGUUAAAAGCACGUUGUCUACUUUUACUUGCCUGAUUUCAAAUAUCCAUACAUAUUUUUAACAAAAGUAAACAAAGAGUGUCCAUUCUUAUGCAAAAGAACAUGGAUGGACACACUAUCAAUCUGUCUGUGCUUUAUUAAGCAAGCAGAUUGCUCCUGGAUUUAGACACUUGUGUCAGACUUAAAUACAACAGGAUCUUAUUUCCAUUAUCUUUGAAUAAAAAAAGUAAUUAUAACUCUACAUUUGAGUCACCUUGUCUCCUCUGCAGUUUAUUUUUCAUGUUUUUCUUUAAAAGCACUUCUCUUUCCUCUGCUCAAAGCAGCUGCUGCUAGGCAAUGGUUCAUGCCUGCAUGCAUAUAUUAUUUUUAUCAAAACAAACAAAAAGUACUAAGGAAUAGUUCAGCUGAAAGUCAAUAUUUGACACAAUUAAAAACAUUUCCACUAGUUAUCUGUUAUAUAAUCAACAAAAUGUAUACAGCAGUGUGUUAAACUACUAUGUUAGUAAAAAAAAAAAAAA